Messenger RNA from Phascolarctos cinereus (koala), 1883 nucleotides. It is a transcript of the gene MRGPRD, whose product is annotated as MAS related GPR family member D. Gene Ontology annotation, biological process: G protein-coupled receptor signaling pathway. The record is from RefSeq and is a predicted model, not a curated record. Lineage: Eukaryota; Metazoa; Chordata; Mammalia; Diprotodontia; Phascolarctidae. Gene Ontology annotation, molecular function: G protein-coupled receptor activity. Gene Ontology annotation, cellular component: plasma membrane.
UUAUUUGGACACAGCUAAUAUAGGAGUUUGCAAAUGAUUAUGCAUAUUUGUAAUGGGUUUUGUUUUUCUUGCCUUCUCAAUGAGGGAGGGAGGAGGAAGGCGAGAUUAGAACUGAAAAUAAGAUAAAACUGAAUGUUUUAAAAGUGCAUUUGACAGAGAGGACAGGGCUCACUGUCUUGUCAGUCUGGUAGGACAUGGAGGGAUGAUUUGUUUAUUUUUAUCUUUCAUUAGCAGGGCUUCCCUGCCUCAGUCUCAUGGUCCACCCUCCCAUGUAACAAUGAUAGUUACAGUACCAACAGCUACCAACUCCACUGAGGAAGGGAAUGUGUCUCCUCUGGAAAUAGCCAUCGUCAUUGCGCUGCUGUGCCUGUGUGGCCUGGUAGGGAAUGGGACCGUCAUCUGGCUUCUCAGGUUCGGCAUAAAGAAGAACCCCUACUCUGUUUACAUUUUCAACUUGGCCAUCGCUGACUUCUUCUUCCUCCUCUGCAUGUUUCUCUCAAGCGUUCUUAACAGGCCUGAAUUCGGUCCCUGGUCCUGGCACAUUUCUGAGGUCUUUAGGAGAACAAGGUGCCUCGCUUACGUCCUGGGACUGAGCCUGCUGGCCGCCAUCGGCACACAGCGAUGCCUCUCUGUCCUCUUCCCCAACUGGUACCGAUGUCACCGUCCCAGGAAUCUGUCUUCCCUGGUGUGUGCAGUACUGUGGGUUCUGGCCAUCCUGGAGAGUCUGGCAGCUAUUUAUUUCUGUGUUGUGCAAAAGGAAAAUAAGAAUUCGUGUCGAAAAGUAGACUUGUUUUUUAUGGUUUUGAUUUUUGGCAUCUUCACCCCAGCGAUGUGUGUAUCCGGCUUGACCCUGUUCAUUAAAGCCCGGAGGAUCUCCCUAAAGCACCAGCCAGCAAGGCUCUACAUUAUCAUCCUGGUCACCAUCUUGGUGUUUCUCAUCUGUGCCCUGCCCCUCUCAGUCCAUUGGUUUAUUAUUUACUGGCUCUGCUUGAGGGAGAGACCGAACGUUAUUUUCUAUGGUGUGGCUAAAAUAUUCUCUUGUGUGAACAGCACGGCCAACCCCAUCAUCUACUUCAUGGUUGGGAGUCAGAGGAAGAAAAGAUUUCAUGAGCCCCUCAGGGUCACACUAGAGAGGGCUCUCUGGGAUGAAAAGCUGGGAUUGGAUAGUCGUGGGGCUCAGGACGGAGGUGAGGAUAAUACAAAUGAGGAGCUCCCGAGGGUAACCACCAAAUGUAGAGACCCCCAACCUGUUUGACAGCCCCAGCCUGCGCCCACCUGAUCCCACUGAUGUUUCCCUGGCCCUCGAUUUGCUUGCCCCAACUCUUCAUCUGAGGCUUUCCUGGAUGCCAGGAGUACCGAGCUACCAAGAGUGUACUGACCCAGAUGCCAAGAUGCCUCAUCCUGCAAAAUGGAAUACGUCACCCACCGGCUGUGCUAGUGCAUUUCAGAAGCGAAUCUGAUGGUGGGGAAACAUGACUAACUUGUAGCUUUAAUUGGAGACCACUCUCCCCAAGGGCUGAAGGGGCAUAGGGGAGAGUGUGCCCCAGGGCAUUGUGGGGGAAAUAUUUGCACUUCUGUUAUUGCUUUAUAUUCUCAGUAAAUAUCUCUUUGUAAAAGCUAAUUGAUAUUAAUUGGUUAAAAGACAACAGGCACUAAGCAUGGGCAGCUGAUAUUGAGGGGAACACAAGAUGAGGGGCUUGAGCCCCUGGUAGAGGGGUCUCUGGUACCGUUUGAUGGAGAUGUAGCCUUGCCUGGGGACCUCAGAGGACGUUCCUGUGGUUGGCCUCAGCCCCUGUCUCUUGCUUUGAGCUAAUCAUGUCUUGCUCCCAUCAGAAGGGUUCAUUAUCUCUUGCAUAUCUUUCUAGCGAAUUCUAAUCUGAAUA